Dipodomys spectabilis (banner-tailed kangaroo rat) is the source of this 2257-nucleotide messenger RNA. It is a transcript of the gene Serbp1, whose product is annotated as SERPINE1 mRNA binding protein 1. Gene Ontology annotation, molecular function: mRNA 3'-UTR binding. The record is from RefSeq and is a predicted model, not a curated record. The transcript is spliced from 8 exons. The coding region runs from base 115 to 1338 and encodes 407 amino acids. Lineage: Eukaryota; Metazoa; Chordata; Mammalia; Rodentia; Heteromyidae. Gene Ontology annotation, cellular component: nucleus; cytoplasm.
AAGACGGCCCCCCUCUCUCGGCCCGGCCAUCUUGUGGGAAGAGCUGAAGCAGGCGCUCUUGGCUCGGCGCGGCCCGCUGCAAUCCGUAGAGGAACGCGCCGCCGAGCCACCAUCAUGCCUGGGCACCUACAGGAAGGCUUCGGCUGCGUGGUCACCAACCGAUUCGACCAGUUAUUUGACGACGAAUCGGACCCCUUCGAGGUGCUGAAGGCAGCAGAGAACAAGAAAAAAGAAGCCGGCGGGGGCGGCGUUGGGGGCCCUGGGGCCAAGAGCGCUGCUCAGGCCGCGGCCCAGACCAACUCCAACGCGGCGGGCAAACAGCUGCGUAAAGAGUCCCAGAAAGACCGCAAGAACCCGCUGCCUCCCAAUGUCGGCGUGGCUGAUAAGAAGGAGGAGACACAGCCGCCCGUGGCGCUUAAGAAAGAAGGAAUAAGACGAGUUGGAAGAAGACCUGAUCAGCAACUUCAGGGUGAAGGGAAAAUAAUUGAUAGAAGACCAGAAAGGCGACCACCUCGUGAAAGAAGAUUUGAAAAGCCACUCGAAGAAAAGGGUGAAGGAGGCGAAUUUUCAGUUGACAAACCGAUUAUUGACCGACCUAUUCGAGGACGUGGUGGACUUGGAAGGGGGCGAGGAGGUCGUGGACGUGGAAUGGGCCGAGGAGAUGGAUUUGAUUCUCGUGGCAAACGUGAAUUUGAUAGGCAUAGUGGAAGUGAUAGAUCUUCUUUUUCACAUUACAGUGGUCUGAAGCAUGAGGACAAGCGUGGAGGUAGCGGAUCUCACAACUGGGGAACUGUCAAAGAUGAAUUAACAGAGUCCCCCAAAUACAUUCAGAAACAAAUAUCUUAUAAUUGCAGUGACUUGGAUCAAACAAAUGUGACUGAGGAAACACCUGAAGGUGAAGAACACCCAGUGGCAGACACUGAAAAUAAGGAGAAUGAGGUUGAAGAAGUUAAGGAAGAGGGUCCAAAAGAGAUGACUUUGGAUGAGUGGAAGGCUAUUCAAAAUAAAGACCGGGCAAAAGUGGAAUUUAAUAUUCGGAAACCAAAUGAAGGUGCUGAUGGGCAGUGGAAGAAGGGAUUUGUUCUUCAUAAAUCAAAGAGUGAAGAGGCUCAUGCUGAAGAUUCCGUUAUGGACCAUCAUUUCCGGAAGCCAGCAAAUGAUAUAACAUCUCAGCUGGAGAUCAAUUUUGGUGACCUAGGCCGCCCAGGACGUGGUGGCAGGGGAGGACGAGGUGGACGUGGGCGUGGUGGACGUCCAAACCGUGGCAGUAGGACUGACAAGUCAAGUGCUUCUGCUCCUGAUGUGGAUGACCCAGAAGCAUUCCCAGCUCUGGCUUAACUGGAUGCCAUAAGACAACCCUGGUUCCUUUGUGGACCAUCCUGUUCUAAAAGCUUUUGCAUGCUUAAGGAUCCCAAACAACUAAGAAAUUUAAAAAAAAAAAAACAAAAAAAAAAAACAAAAAAGACUGUCAUUCAUACCAUUCACACCUAAAGACUGAAUUUUAUCUGUUUUAAAAAUGAACUUCUCUCGCUACACAGAAGUAACAAAAAUGGUAGUCAGUUUUGUAUUUAGAAAUGUAUUGGUAGCAGGGAUGUUUUCAUAAUUUUCAGAGAUUAUGCAUUCUUCAUGAAUACUUUUGUAUUGCUGCUUGCAAAUAUGCAUUUCCAAACUUGAAAUAUAGGUGUGAACAGUGUGUACCAGUUUAAAGCUUUCACUUCAUUUGUGUUUUUUAAUUAAGGAUUUAGAUGUUCCUCUAAUAUACAAACUGGUAUAAAUAUCAGACAUUAUCAGUUUUAAUACCUGCUUUGCAUUUUCACACAUAGUCAACUGGGACAUGUAAACUUUGAUUUGUCAAAUUUUAUUCUGUGUGGAAUACUAACUACUUUAUGUAUUUUAACUUAGUUUUAAUUUCAUUUUUGGGGAGAAAUCUUUUCACUUCUCAUAGCUGUUAUAUACGCUAAAUCUUUAUAUACAGAAGUAUCAGUACUUGAACAAAUUCAAAGCACAUUGGUUUAUUAACCCUUAACUCCUGCAUGGUUCAUUAGGUUUGAAUUAUAUCUGAUACACAAUUACAAAUAUAUUUACCUUUAAAAUGUGUGACUUUCCCAGCUAAAAGCUAAACUAGAUACGUUAUUAGUGAAAGUUGUUUAAGAUACUCUUGAUAGACAUCCUGUCAAGUGAAGUCAUUUUAUGGGUAUGAGUUUUUCUCCCCUUCCUUACAACAGAUUGGGUGGAAUAGUUGGGUUAGUGCACAACA